Drosophila busckii is the source of this 792-nucleotide messenger RNA. Its product is annotated as mpv17-like protein. The coding region runs from base 131 to 709 and encodes 192 amino acids. The transcript has 5 exons. Gene Ontology annotation, cellular component: membrane; cytoplasm. NCBI's taxonomy places the organism in Eukaryota, Metazoa, Arthropoda, Insecta, Diptera, Drosophilidae. The record is from RefSeq and is a predicted model, not a curated record.
AAUAAUUAUAAAUUAAUAUUCAAUACUGUCAACCAACUGCAUAGAUAAUUCAAAAUGUGUAUCAAUUGCUCUCAGCAGCAGUUGCAAAUGUAUAUAGUUUAGGUUAAGGUUUUUUGAAAUUUGAAAACAAAUGAACUUGCUGCAAGGGCUGCUGAAAUGGCAGAGCAGCCUGCAUCCCUUGACCCGUGGAGCUGCUGUCUAUGCCGUGCUCUGGCCCACGGGCAGCCUUAUACAACAGUCCCUAGAGGGACGCAAUCUGAAAACCUACGAUUGGGGGCGAGCCUUGCGCUUUAGCCUCUUUGGUUCGCUUUAUGUGGCGCCCACAGUUUACUACUGGGUGCGCCUCAGCAGCGCCAUGUGGCCCAAGACGAACUUUCGCACUGGCAUUGUCAAGGCCCUGACCGAACAAAUAUCGUAUGGACCCUUUGCCGCGACAAGUUUCUUUAUGGGCAUGAGCCUGCUGGAUGGCCUGACCUGGAGCCAGGCUGUCGAGGAGACCAAAAACAAAUUUCCACACACCUACAAGGUGGGCAUAUGUGUGUGGCCCGUGCUGCAAACGAUCAACUUCUCGCUGGUGCCUGAACACAAUCGCCUCAUCUUUGUCAGCGUCUGCAGUCUAAUGUGGACCGUAUUUCUCGCUUAUAUGAAACAGCGUCAAUUAGCCAACGAAGCAGAUCAGGCGGCGGAUCAGCAGUCGCAGCUGACGUGACGUGAAAAUAUUAAAGUCAAAGUGUUAUACAAAUGUAUUAGACAAAUGUUUCUUUAGGUCAAUUAAUAAAACGCAUUUAAGUA